CCACCAUCCAUGUGUUAAUCAAGAAGUGUAAUCAAGUGUUUCUUUUUCUUAUUUACAAAUAUAUCCAUCUUUCUGUACAGAGAUUGAAAUAAAUGAAAUAAAUCAACAUGAGUGGGCUUGAUAAAGAUCAAAUGAAAACUUUUCAAGACUUUUUGAUGUCUUACAACAAAUUAUCUGAAUUGUGUUUUGUAGAUUGCGUUAAGGAUUUUACAUCAAGAAAAAUUGUUCAAGAUGAAGAACGUUGUGCAUUAAAUUGCAUGGAGAAGUAUUUAAAAAUGAAUCAAAGAAUAUCUCAAAGAUUUCAAGAAUUUCAAAUGUUAGCUAAUGAAAAUGCCAUAGCAAUGGGUCAAGGUCCUCAAAAAACUUAAAAACAAUAUAUAAUUAGUUUCAGCAUGUAUUUUGUUAACUAGCUUUAAACAAUUGGAUAUUAAAUUGUCGUAUAGAAUUAGAAACAUUUGUUUUUGCAAA
Molecule: messenger RNA, 468 nt
Organism: Condylostylus longicornis
Lineage: Eukaryota; Metazoa; Arthropoda; Insecta; Diptera; Dolichopodidae
Gene: Tim9a
Product: mitochondrial import inner membrane translocase subunit Tim9
Exons: 3
Coding region: 108-368 (86 amino acids)
Source: RefSeq, a predicted model, not a curated record